Molecule: messenger RNA, 645 nt
Organism: Trichomonas vaginalis G3
Lineage: Eukaryota; Parabasalia; Trichomonadida; Trichomonadidae
Product: RRM1 RBM26 like domain-containing protein
Exons: 1
Coding region: 1-645 (214 amino acids)
Cellular component (GO): nucleus
Molecular function (GO): RNA binding
Source: RefSeq, a predicted model, not a curated record
AUGGCGCCACCACCAAAACAGGACAAGCCUUGUGACACACUUUUUGUAUACAAUAUCCCAGAAAACAAGAAUAAAAUCUUACUUCUUUUCAAACAUUUCAAGCAUUACGGACACAUUAAGAGCAUUUGGUGCAAUCAAAAGGUCGCAACAAUUAGCUAUUCAACAGUAGAAGAAGCAACAAAGGCUUUUCAUUCACCAGAAGCAUACGAAAACAACAGAUUUGUUAUGAUUAAAUACCAUAGAAAUCCAGCCGAAUCAGAAUCCCAUUUAGCUGAUGCAGCUGAUAUGGAUUUUGUUAGAAAAGUAGCAGGUGAAGUUAAAGCCGAGAUUGAAAAGACCCAAAAGAAGGAAGAAGAAGAACGUGCACAGUUAAUUGCUCAACAGAAGAUACGUAAUUUAACAACUGAAAUUAAUAAUAGUAAACAAAUUAUAGCUCAAUGCGAAAAUAUAGCGAUGGAUCUCUUCAAAGAAAAGGAUGAAACACAAGAUGCAGAGAAACAGACAGAAAUAGAUGGAAAAAUACAAGAAACUAUUAAGAUCAUGAACGAUGCUAAGAAGAAGAUUGAAGAAUUAGAGAAGGAACAAGCUGAUUUAAAGAACAAACUAUCUCAAGUUCAACCAGCUCAAUCACAACAACAAGCUUAG